Molecule: messenger RNA, 4035 nt
Organism: Hydractinia symbiolongicarpus
Lineage: Eukaryota; Metazoa; Cnidaria; Hydrozoa; Anthoathecata; Hydractiniidae
Product: probable ATP-dependent RNA helicase DDX46
Exons: 5
Coding region: 24-3962 (1312 amino acids)
Biological process (GO): mRNA splicing, via spliceosome
Cellular component (GO): nucleus
Molecular function (GO): RNA helicase activity; nucleic acid binding; ATP binding
Source: RefSeq, a predicted model, not a curated record
UUUGACAAUGUCACUAUAUUAAAAUGGGAUCUGAAAAUAAAGGUAGAAAAAGAGACCAUAGUGAAAGUCCAAAAUUAAAAAAGAAACAAAAGCGAAGAUAUAGAAAUGAUCGAUCCAAAAAGUGGAAACAAGACUCAGCGGAUUCUUCAAGCGAAGAAGAAAUGUUAAGCUCUGAUGAAUAUUCCUCUAGUGGUGAAAAAAGAAAAUCACGUGACACAAAAAGGCAUAAGAGAAGAAAAGAAACUAAGCAUAGGCAAGCAGACAAUUCAUCUGCUAGCAGUUCUUCUCGCAGUCCUGUCGUUGAAAAGCGCAAAAAGAACAAGAAAAAAAACAAACGGAGUUCUUCAUCUUCAGAUAGUGAACACGAGCGCAAAAUAAAAAAGGACAGAAAAAAACACAGGCGAAGCGAGUCUAGUAGUCCGGAAAAAAAAUCUCGCCGUUCAAAAAGUAGAAGUCCGUCACGGCGACGCAAACGCAGUCAGAGUAGAAGCCCUAGCCGUCGACGAAAACGGAGUAAAGAACGCAAGCGAAGCCGGAGUCCUGUCAAAAAGAAAAAUGCCCGAGAAAGAAGCGAGAGUCCAGUGAAAAGCAGAAGAAAGCGUAAAAGUCAUAGUUCUUCUCCCAUUCGUAGUAAGAAAACAGAGAAAAGCGAAGCUGUGAAAGAUAAAGCUGAUAUAGGAAGGAGCGAGACUCCAGUGAAAGAGAGAAGGCGUCGUAAAAGUAGGAGCACGUCCCCUGCCCAAAAUGAGAAGAAUGAGAAAAGUGAAACGCCUGACGAUGAAAAGGGUACUAAAAAUAUUGUCGAGACCGAAAAACUAAAUGAAGACGCUUUUAGGCAGGAAACUAUUAAAAAAAUAAAAGAAAGAGAAAAAGAAGAAAUGGAGAAAGAGAAGCAAAAACUGCUUGCGGAGGAGAAAAAGCAAAAGGAAAUCGAAGAAAAAAAGAAACUAAAAGAGUUGGAGGAGAAAUUAAAAAAGAAGCAGAUGGAAGAGAAGGAGAAACGAAGGGCAAAAGAACUACAAAAAGAAAAAGAGAGAGCUAAGGAGAAAGAACUAGCAAAAGAAAAAUCGCGAGAGGAAGAGAGAGAGAGGAUAAAGGAAAAGGAAAGAGAUAAAUUGAAACGAGACGAGGAUAGAAGACGAAAAGAGUCAAAACGGAAAGAGGAAAAAAACGAAACCAAGAAGAACUUAAAAAGGGAGGAGGCGAAGAGUGAGAAGCCUGCGCUUGUAAAAAAAGAAGUAUUGAAUCCUGAGGAGGAGAUGAGGAAACGAAAGGAACGCAUUGAAGCGUGGAGAAAUGCCCGAAAGAAAGACUCCGCGAAAUCCGAAUCGGAAAAAACGGACGAAGAAAAGGAUGAAGCUCAAAAGAAAUGGAGUUUAGAAGACGAUGAUGAAGAUGACGACGAUGCUGCUGAUGCUGCUGCGUCAACCACCGCAAGCGAAAAUAAAACAGAAGAGAGCGUUACUGUUAAUGGUAAACCAAUGAAGAAAGCUGAACCUGCGGAGGAGAAAAAUAUGAGCGAGUCUGAAGACGAAGAUUUAGAUCCACUUGAUGCGUUUAUGAAAGGUAUCGAUAAAGAAAUCAAUAAGAACGCUUCAGGAAAAAGCAGCAAACCUUCAUCAGUCGGCCGCAGUAAAACCAAGACUAUUACUGUAGUAAAAACGGUCGUAAAGAAGUCUGUUCAAGCUGUAGCGAAACCUGAAGUUAUUGAACAAAACCAGGACGCACUGGAAUAUUCCUCUGAAGAGGACGCUCCAGAAGACGUGAAAGCGAGCGAUUUUUUAGACGUAACAAAGAAAAAAAAGGAACUUACGAUUGCCGACCACAGCAAGAUAUACUACGCGUCAUUUCGACGGAACUUCUAUGUAGAGGUGCCGGACAUUGCUCGUAUGUCGGAUGAUGAAGUUAAACUAUAUAGAGACUCAUUAGGAGACAUUCAGGUCCGCGGCAAACACGUACCUAAGCCUAUCAAAACGUGGGCACAGUGUGGUCUAAGCACGAAGGUGAUGAACGUUCUAAAGCGGUGCGGAUACGAGAAACCGACGCCCAUUCAAGCUCAAGCUGUGCCAGCGAUUAUGUCAGGUCGUGAUAUGAUUGGCAUCGCUAAAACAGGUUCUGGCAAAACACUGGCGUUUCUUUUGCCGAUGCUCCGACAUGUGAUCGACCAGCCGGAGCUAGAUGAAGACGACGGACCUAUAGCCAUCAUUAUGACGCCGACAAGAGAAUUAGCGUUGCAAAUUUACCGCGAAAGUAAAAAAUUUUGCAAACCGAUGAAUUUGACUGUGGCGUGUAUAUAUGGUGGAAGUGGGAUUAGUGAACAGAUAUCAGAAUUGAAAAGAGGGGCGGAAGUGAUCGUUUGCACGCCGGGUCGUAUGAUCGAUAUGUUGGCAGCUAACAACGGGAAAGUGACGAACUGUCGACGAUGUACGUAUUUAGUACUGGAUGAAGCUGAUCGUAUGUUCGAUAUGGGUUUCGAACCUCAGGUAAUGCGAAUUAUUGGUAACAUUCGCCCUGACAGACAGACGGUGUUAUUCUCCGCUACCUUUCCUCGUCAAAUGGAAGCAGUGGCGCGUAAGGUGUUGACAAAGCCUGUGGAAAUACAAGUCGGUGGUCGCAGUGUCGUGUGUUCGGACGUGGAGCAGCGUGCGUUAGUUCUUGAAGCUGACAACAAAUUUUUUAAACUACUCGAACUGUUGGGUGUUUAUCAGGAAAAGGGGAGUGUCCUCGCAUUCGUCGAAAAACAAGAUACUGCGGAUUCUUUAUUUAAAGACUUACUAAAAAACGGUUACCCGUGCUUGUCUUUACACGGGGGCAUGGACCAGUUUGACCGAGAUAGUACCAUAGCUGAUUUUAAAAACGGUGUGACAAGGCUUAUGGUUUCAACGUCCGUAGCCGCACGGGGUUUGGAUGUAAAGAAUCUUAUUUUAGUGGUUAAUUACGAUUGUCCAAAUCACUACGAGGAUUACGUACAUCGUGUCGGGCGGACUGGGCGGGCUGGCAAUAAAGGUACAGCUUUUACAUUCUUAACGCCUGAACAGGGGCGCAAUGCAGGCGAUGUCAUAAAAGCGUUCGAACUUUCAAAAUGUGAAACGCCCGUCGACGUGCAAGCUCUGUGGAACGAGUUCAAAGAAGAGAUGGCAAAGGAAGGAAAGUCUGUGAAAUUAAACAGCGGUUUCACUGGCAAGGGCUUUAAGUUUAACGACGAAGAAGCAGCCCGUGUCAACGAAUCGAAAAAAAUGCGAAAAUUCGCCUUGGGUUUGCAAGAUUCAGAUGAUGAAGCAGAAGCAGCUGAAAACGCGAUGGAGAAAAUCGAUGCGGACCUCGAGAAAGCGUUUUCUAACAAGCCGAAAGUGGCGAUUGCUCCUGAAGUUGUUGAAAUGCAGAAGGUGAGAGCGGCCGAACAGAACGUCGAUAAGGGAAAGCUCCAACAGGCUUCCAACAUCGCCGCCCUGAUAAACAAGAAAUUAACAUCUGGCCAAGUCAUCGACAGAAAUGCCGCAGCUACCGCUCAUAUUCUCUCCGGUGGAGCGUUGGAAUCAUUGAAGGGGGUCGGGUUGGCCAAGCAAUUGGCGGACAAAGUCAACGCGAAGUUGAAUUAUAAACCUAUUGAACAGGAGGUACAAGAAGUUGAAAAGCCUGCUGCCGUACGGUACGAAGACGAAAUCGAUAUUAACGAUUUUCCGCAACAAGCGCGAUGGAGGAUUACAUCGAAAGAAAUUAUUGAACAAGUGCGAGAACUAUCUGAAGCAGGCGUGACCGUUCGUGGUCUUUAUAUUCCACCCAACAAAAAACCUGAUGAAGCUGAAGGUGAAAAGAGGCUACACUUGUACAUCGAGUCGUUAUCCGAGAGAAGCAUUCAGAUCGCCAAGGCGGAAAUUAAACGGUUGUUGAAGGAAGAGUUGAUUAGAGCAGAAUCGCACACGUAUCGACCUGCACAGACAGGACGGUAUAAAGUGGUUUAACUUUUACUCUUUUAAUAUUUUCUUUUCAAUAAAUAAAACAAAGCAAUAAAAAAGCUUUUGCGAUGAUAUCAAA